UGGGGCACUAUUUCACCCACUGAUAUCAAUUGGGUAUAAUUUCCGCCACUUUACACCAAUGAAGAGGGCACAAUUCCUUCCAAUGACAACCAAUGAUGAGGCACAAUUCCUCCCAGUGACACAAAUGAUAGGGUCCAAUGAUAUCAAUGAUGGGGCAGAAGUCCUCCCACUGGCACCAAACAAAGAUUUUUUUCCCACUGAUGUCGGGACCUUUUCUACUCCCAUUGGCCACAAAAGUUUGGAGACCCCUGAA
Messenger RNA from Staurois parvus, 253 nucleotides. The record is from the annotation of a GenBank genome assembly. Lineage: Eukaryota; Metazoa; Chordata; Amphibia; Anura; Ranidae.